AUGGAGCCCCAGCCCGGCUGCGUGGUGGUGACCGGUUUCGGGCCCUUCCGGCAGCACCUGGUGAAUUCCAGCUGGGAAGCAGUGAAGCUCACCGUGCACGUGGGCGUGGACGCCGCCGCCAAGGCCGUGGUUCUCGAGCAGCGCGGCCGGAACCGCGGGUAUCGCGAGACCGACGUCCGUGGCUUCCGGCCCGAGAACGGCGUGUGCGUCCCGGAUGGCCCGGAAGUGAUUGAGUCGCGGGUCAACAUGAAGGCGGUCAGCAGGCACGCGGCUGUGGAAGGCGUGGAGGUGAUGUUCUCCCGUGAUGCGGGCAGAUACGUCUGCGAUUACACCUACUACUUGUCUUUGCAUCUCGGAAAUGGGCGUGCGGCGCUCAUCCACGUGCCCCCGUUGUCUCCGGGGCUCCCCACCAGCCUGCUGGGAAAAGUCCUGCAAGUCGUCAUCCAGGAGAUGCUGGCGGAGGAGUCGUUACAGAGAUGCAGUGAGAGGAUGGAGGCGAAGGCCCCUCAGUGAUGGGAGACCACCAGGCUGCUGCCGGACCCGUGAGGAGGAAAAGAGGA
This is a messenger RNA of Myotis brandtii (Brandt's bat), 560 nucleotides long. It is a transcript of the gene PGPEP1L, whose product is annotated as pyroglutamyl-peptidase I-like. The transcript is spliced from 5 exons. Gene Ontology annotation, biological process: proteolysis. Lineage: Eukaryota; Metazoa; Chordata; Mammalia; Chiroptera; Vespertilionidae. Bases 1 to 513 code for a protein of 170 amino acids. The record is from RefSeq and is a predicted model, not a curated record.